UUCUCGUUCUGAGAAAAGUAUGAUUUUCCAGCAGAGUUCAUUCAUUGUGUGAUCGCAGGUCGAGAGGAUGACAGCUCGAGUGUACUGCGCUGUGUUAUUGUGUCUGUCUGGAUGCUUGAGCACAACAGAUGCUGCUCCAGGAGAAAACUUCACAGUGGCCGGUUACUCUCCGGGGAAGGUGACGAUGGAGGGGUUCCGUCGAGGAUGUGCUUCUGACAGAGACUGUUCUAGAGGAUACAGAUGCUCUGAGGCUGUGUGUGUGCCGCCUGCUUUCAAAAAGCCAGGAGUGUGUCCACGCAGACAAUAUACAGCAGAAAUGUGUGCCCUGAUUCGUUUCGUGUCGUGUGCCGAUGACAGUGACUGUGCCAAAGAUGAGAAAUGCUGCAACAAUGGAUGUGGACUUCAGUGUAUGGCUCCACUUAAAGUAAAGCCAGGAGUGUGUCCACGCAGAAAACUUAGAGCAGGAGUGUGUGCCGAGUACUGUGCCGAUGACAGUGACUGUCCCAACAAUGAGAAAUGCUGCAGCAAUGGAUGUGGACAUGUAUGUACAGCUCCAUAUACAGAAAAGCCAGGAGUGUGUCCACGCAGAAAAUAUGAACCAGAAAUGUGUGCCCUGAUUCGUUUCGUGUCAUGUGACGAUGACAGUGACUGUGCCAAAGAUGAGAAAUGCUGCAACAAUGGAUGUGGACUUCAGUGUAUGCCUCCAGUUAAAGCAAAGCCAGGAGUGUGUCCACGCAGACAAUAUACAGCAGAAAUGUGUACAUGGAUUCGUUUCGUGUCAUGUGACGAUGACAGUGACUGUGCCAAAGAUGAGAAAUGCUGCAAUAAUGGAUGUGGACUUCAGUGUAUGCCUCUAGUUAAAGAAAAGCCAGGAGUGUGUCCACGCAGACAAUAUGAAGCAUCAAUGUGUGCCCGGAUACGUUUCAAGCCCUGUGCCGAUGACAGUGACUGUGCCAAGAAUGAGAAAUGCUGCAGCAAUGGAUGUGGACGUCAGUGUAUGCCUCCAGUUACAGAAAAGCCAGGAGUGUGUCCACGCAGACAAUAUACAGCAGAAAUGUGUGCAAGGAUUCGUUUUGUGUCAUGUGCCGAUGACAGUGACUGUGCCAAAGAUGAGAAAUGCUGCAACAAUGGAUGUGGACGUCAGUGUAUGCCUCCAGUUAAAGCAAAGCCAGGAGUGUGUCCACGCAGAUAUUAUAUAGUACCAAUGUGUGAAGAGUACUGUGUCAAUGACAGUGACUGUUCCAACAAUGAGAAAUGCUGCAGCACUGGAUGUGGACAUGAAUGUAUGCCUCCAGAUACAGUCAAUAUUCCCUACUGAAGAGGACUCCAAAUAAUGUUCCCAUGAUGGUCAGUGCCCUGCUGAACAGAAAUGUUCCUCAAACAUGCAUGCAGUGAAACUCUGCCGAUUUAACCACCGGAAAGAGUAAUGAGAUUGAUUUUGCAGAAUACAUACUUGAGUUUUUUUACUUAAAUCAAUCAAUCAAAGUUGUUAAUUUCCUUUUCUUUCAGGCUUAACAUUUGUAUGCUUUUAAAAACAAAAUGUACCAACACUUUAGCUGAUGAUUUUUUUUUUUUUUGAAUUGCACAUAUGUAAAACCAAUCAUAUAAAAAACAAACAAACAAACAAACAAACAAAAACUGUUGUAUUCUUUUUGUAUUUUCUCGUUGGGAUUCUCUGGGAUGGAUAUGAGAUCCUCCCGGCCAUGAUUAAAGCAUAUUCAAAGGCA
Megalobrama amblycephala (Wuchang bream) is the source of this 1727-nucleotide messenger RNA. RefSeq names its product keratin-associated protein 5-3-like. Lineage: Eukaryota; Metazoa; Chordata; Actinopteri; Cypriniformes; Xenocyprididae. The transcript has 10 exons. The record is from RefSeq and is a predicted model, not a curated record. Gene Ontology annotation, biological process: innate immune response; antibacterial humoral response. Bases 68 to 1318 code for a protein of 416 amino acids. Gene Ontology annotation, cellular component: extracellular region. Gene Ontology annotation, molecular function: peptidase inhibitor activity.